AUGCCAGCUGUCACUCGCGAGGACUCGUGCCUUGCCGCCGAGGCACUCGAGAAGGCCGGGCUGCAGGUGCCCCUCCCGACUGAUACCGAGUUUGUUGCGCGCCAAGGUAGCUACUGGUCCAACACGGCAAAGAUGACACAGGCCUUGAAGACGUCAAAUGGUGCCCUUCCGGCGCACACGAACAGCACAUGGAAUUGCCAUACUUUCUCACGUACCGCACCUAUCGUCGAGUUCUCUCAAGUACAGCUCGAAAAGUCAGCUUUGGAGAUUGCAGCUACAAACAAGACCGAGCUCUUAAAUCCUUUCUCCAACUUGAAACUCGAACAGGCCAGUUCGAGAACAGGAUGGGACUACCUGCCAGACAAGGAAGAGAAGGAGAAAACACGAGGGAAGCCCGACAACCGCGCGCAAGACGACAAUGCUCCACAAAGGGGCAUGGACACAGUAGCUUUUCUGUUCUACACCGAAGAUGCCAAGGACCUUGCGGGGCAAAUUGACUGGAUGGACGUGCCGAGACUUUUCGUGAAGAUGGGCUUUUCGGCUGAGAUGGUCUGGGGUUCUACGUGGAAAUUCCGCCCCGGCCCAGGAAGCCCUUUGUUCGGCAAGGGUCAUCUGAACCUCGACACUCCGCACGGCCGACCGGGCUCGAAGUUGUGGUUCCUAUACGCACGGCUCAAUGGACAUUUCAUCACGGCACGGUACGGUGUUGAUAGGGCUAACUUCCAGCUCGUGCAAUAG
Anthostomella pinea is the source of this 738-nucleotide messenger RNA. The record is from the annotation of a GenBank genome assembly. NCBI's taxonomy places the organism in Eukaryota, Fungi, Ascomycota, Sordariomycetes, Xylariales, Xylariaceae.